AUGGACAUUCUUACACUUUCUCGCAGAGACAUGCUGUCAUGGCUGGACCUUCGAGCGCAAAUCCCCCCUCCCAAGAUCAUGGUCGGCGCCGCUAUCAUUCGCCGGGGACCUGGCGGCACCGAGACUUUGAUCCUCAAGAACAGGCCCAACCACGGGAUUAGUCGCAAACUUCAUGAAAUUCCUGGGGGUGAGAUGAAGGGCUCUGAUGACACCGUUGAAGACGCCAUCCUCCGAGUGGUCGCUGAGUCGGUCGGGCUCCUGGUAAUUGAUAUCGGGAAUUGCCUUCCUCCAACCCUAGACAUCCAGGAGGAGACUGUGGAGUAUGGGUCUGCCAAAGAAGAGGGUACUGCAGAGAAUGAUGCCGCAGGCCCGUCAGCCCAGACUACUGUGAUCAAGCGUCCGGUGGUCCACUUCAAUUUUGUUAUCAUCGUUGGAGGAGAUGGAAACGACUUCCAGCUCAACGAAGAGCACGAGAUGGGGAUUUGGGUUGAUGCAGAGAAGAGCGUCGACAUCGACAUGGGAGAUGCUAUGAGGAAGGUCAUCAACAAGGCGCUUGAAUUUAGCUACAUGUGA
Molecule: messenger RNA, 573 nt
Organism: Colletotrichum phormii
Lineage: Eukaryota; Fungi; Ascomycota; Sordariomycetes; Glomerellales; Glomerellaceae
Exons: 1
Coding region: 1-573 (190 amino acids)
Source: RefSeq, a predicted model, not a curated record